UCAGUUGCUCGCCGUUGGACCAGUCGCGCACACACCUCGCGGAGUUUUCCUGUUGCUGCUGAUUUGCUGCAAAAACCGGCCCGUGGAUUACGGUUUUUGCAGUCACCUCUGGAAUUUGCUGGAAAAUCGUGAAAAUCAGUGUUUAUUUUGUGUGGGAAAAAGCUCAAUUUAACAUCGAAACCCAAUUGAGUGCAAAAUAGGAAAAAUUCAAAACCCAAACCCCUCGCCAAGUGAAUUUAGUACGGAUUAGCAAGUUAACUGUGACCCUUAAAAUACACUUAAAUAACGCAAAAAUUGCGAAGCAAAAACGAAUGUCGACUGUUAAAAACCACAAGUGAUUUAAAAGAUAAAAUUUUACUGAAAAUUGAAAGUUCCCAAGACGCAUGAAAUAACGGCUAGGGAAAGUCCGUAGUUUUUGUUCGUUAUUUUCUUUUUUCGCCGGCGUUUUGUCGGUGGAGAGGCCUUGAAAUAAGCAACCGGACACCAGAAACGGCCCUCCGAGGAUAGAGAGGGAACGGAGUAGCAGAGCUGCGCGCAACAGACAGGACGACUGCCAGCAACCAUGGCGGAAGCGGAAGGAGGAUCCGAGCAGGAUGAUGUCUCAUUUCUGCGGACGGAAGACAUGGUCUGUCUGUCCUGCACGGCAACCGGCGAGCGUGUCUGCCUGGCGGCCGAGGGCUUCGGCAACCGGCACUGCUUCCUCGAGAACAUCGCCGACAAGAACAUCCCGCCGGACCUAUCGCAGUGCGUGUUCGUGAUCGAGCAGGCCCUCUCGGUGCGUGCCCUGCAGGAGCUGGUCACGGCCGCCGGUUCCGAAACCGGCAAUGAGUCGGUAGGCAAGGGAACCGGUUCCGGCCACCGGACGCUGCUGUACGGCAAUGCUAUCCUGCUGCGUCACAACAACAGUGAUAUGUACCUAGCGUGCCUUUCCACCUCGUCCUCCAACGACAAGCUGUCGUUCGACGUAGGUCUGCAGGAGCACAGCCAGGGUGAGGCGUGCUGGUGGACGGUCCAUCCGGCGAGCAAGCAGCGUUCCGAGGGUGAGAAGGUUCGCGUCGGUGACGACCUGAUCCUGGUCUCGGUCGCGACCGAGCGUUAUCUGCAUACCACCAAGGAGAACGACCUGUCCGUGGUCAACGCGAGCUUCCACGUCACCCACUGGAGCGUGCAGCCGUACGGAACCGGCAUCUCGCGCAUGAAGUACGUCGGUUACGUGUUUGGCGGCGACGUGCUGCGGUUCUUCCACGGCGGUGACGAAUGUCUAACGAUACCGAGUACAUGGGGCGAAGAGCCCGGGCAGAACAUUGUGGUAUACGAGGGUGGUUCGGUGAUGUCGCAGGCUCGAUCGCUGUGGCGACUGGAGCUGGCCCGUACCAAGUGGGCCGGUGGCUUCAUCAACUGGUCCCACCCGAUGAGGAUCCGACAUCUGACCACGGGUCGCUACCUGGGCGUCAACGAGAACAACGAGCUGAUCCUGAUGACCCGGGAUCAGGCCACCACGACGCAGACCGCGUUCGUGCUGCGUUCGGAGAAGGACGACCAGAAGGUGAUCCUCGAGGAUAAGGAUCUGGAGAUUAUCGGUGCUCCGAUCAUCAAGUAUGGUGACUCGACCGUCAUCAUGCAGCACUACGAAACCGCACUGUGGGUCAGCUACAAGAGCUACGAAACCAAGAAGAAGGGCGUCGGCAAGGUCGAGGAGAAACAGGCCAUGCUGCACGAGGAGGGUAAGAUGGACGACGGGUUGGACUUUUCCCGCUCGCAGGAGGAAGAAUCCCGUACGGCGCGGGUCAUCCGCAAGUGUAGCCAUCUGUUCACCAAGUUCAUCGGGGGUCUCGAAACGCUCCAGGAGAACCGUCGCCACUCGAUCUUCCUGCAGACGGUCAAUCUGGGCGAGAUGGUGAUGUGCUUGGAGGAUCUGAUCAACUACUUUGCCCAGCCGGAAGACGACAUGGAACACGAGGAGCGACAGAACCGACUGCGUGCCCUGCGUAACCGUCAGGAUCUGUUCCAGGAGGAAGGCGUGCUGAACCUGAUCCUGGAGGCCAUCGACAAGAUCAACGUCAUUUCGUCCCAGGGCUUCCUGGCGUCGUUCUUGGCGAGUGACGAGUCCGGCCAGAGCUGGGAAAUGAUCUCCGGCUAUCUGUACCAGCUGCUCGCCGCCAUCAUCAAGGGCAAUCACACCAAUUGUGCCCAGUUUGCCAACUCGAACCGGCUGAACUGGCUGUUUUCCCGUCUGGGAUCGCAGGCUUCCAGCGAGGGUUCCGGCAUGUUGGAUGUACUCCACUGCGUGCUGAUCGAUUCUCCGGAAGCGCUGAACAUGAUGCGAGACGAACACAUCAAGGUCAUCAUCUCGCUGCUCGAGAAGCAUGGCCGUGACCCGAAGGUUCUGGACGUCCUUUGCUCGCUGUGCGUCGGUAACGGAGUCGCGGUGCGAUCUUCGCAGAACAACAUUUGUGACUUUUUGCUACCGGGUAAGAACCUGCUGCUGCAGACGAGCUUGGUGGAUCACGUUGCCAGCAUCCGGCCGAACAUUUUUGUUGGACGCGUCGAGGGAUCGGCAGUGUAUCAGAAGUGGUACUUUGAAGUCACCAUGGAUCAUAUCGAGCAGACUACGCACAUGAUGCCACAUCUAAGAAUUGGUUGGGCCAACAAUACCGGCUACGUUCCGUACCCCGGAGGUGGCGAACGGUGGGGUGGAAACGGUGUUGGUGACGAUCUGUACUCGUACGGUUUUGAUGGUGUUCACUUUUGGUCUGCCGGCAAGAAGACUCGCGUGGUCAAUGCCGACAUUACAGAACCGUACAUCAAAAAGGGCGACGUCAUCGGUUGUACACUGGAUUUGAGCGUUCCGGUGAUCCGGUUCACGUUCAACGGUGAACCCGUGCACGGAUGCUUUACCGAUUUCAACCUGUACGGCAUGUUCUUCCCAGUGAUGAGCUGCUCGUCCAAGCUGAGUUGUCGGUUCCUGUUUGGAGGCGAUCACGGUCGUCUCAAGUUCAACCCACCACCAGGAUUCUCUCCAUUGGUGCAGUGCCUUAUGCCCCACCAAAACCUUAGCCUGGACCCGUGCUUCUACUUUGGAAAUUUGAACAAGAACGUCCUCGCCGGACCGUGGAUGGUGGAGGAUGACUCCGCGUUCGUUCCAAAACCAACCGACACUUCCACCGUAACACUACCAGCUUCCGUAGAAACGAUCAAGGAUAAGCUAGCGGAGAACAUCCACGAGAUGUGGGCUUUGAACAAAAUCGAAGCCGGUUGGACCUGGGGAGAACGUCGUGACGACAUGUACAGAGUCCAUCCGUGCUUGACGUCCUUCGAGAAGCUGCCAGCUGCUGAAAAGCGAUACGAUUGCCAACUGGCUGUCCAAACGCUCAAAACGAUCCUCGCUUUGGGAUACUACAUCUCGGUCGACAAACCACCGGCAAGAAUUCGUCCCAUCCGCUUGCCCAACGAUCCGUACAUGCAAGGCAACGGAUACAAGCCUGCUCCGCUCGAUCUGAGCGCUGCUGUGCUGAACCCCAAGAUGGAGGAGCUGAUCGACCAGCUCGCGGAAAACACGCACAACCUGUGGGCCAAGGAGCGCAUCCAACAGGGCUGGACCUACGGUCUGAACGAAGACGGCGAGAACCGUCGCAGCCCCCAUCUGGUCCCGUACGGCAAGGUCGACGAAGCGAUCAAGAAGGCUAACCGGGACACCGCCUCGGAGACGGUCCGCACGCUGCUGAUCUACGGUUACAACCUGGACCCACCGACCGGCGAGGCCAACGAAGCUCUGGCUGCCGAAGCGUUCCGCAUGAAGUUUGCCGCGUUCCGGACGUACCGUGCGGAGAAGAACUACGCCGUCACCUCCGGCAAGUGGUACUUUGAGUUUGAAGUGCUGACCGCCGGACCGAUGAGGGUCGGUUGGGCCCGCGCGGACUGCAACCCGGGCACCAUGCUUGGCAGUGACGAUUCUUCGUGGGCUUUCGACGGCUACAAUGAAGAAAAAGUGUCUGGAGGUGCAACGGAAUCAUUCGGCAAACAGUGGGUACCUGGCGAUAUCGUUGGUGUAUUUCUUGACUUAGUGGAUCAUACGAUCAGUUUUUCACUCAACGGUGAACUGCUGAUGGACGCCCUCGGUGGUGAAACCACCUUUGCCGAUGUGACCGCACCGGAAGGCGUCGGUUUCGUGCCGGCCUGCACUAUCGGAAUUGGCCAGAAAGCUCGCGUCGUGUACGGCCAGGACGUUGACUCGCUCAAGUGGUUCACCACUUGCGGUUUGCAAGAGGGUUACGAACCGUUCUGCGUAAACAUGAAGCGUGCCGUCACGCACUGGUACACCAAGGACCAGCCCAUCUUCGAGAACACCGAGGACAUCCCGGACUGCAAGAUCGAUGUGAACCGCAUUCCGGGUGGUGCCGAUACGCCGCCGUGUCUGAAGAUCUCGCACAACACCUUCGAAACGAUGGAGAAGGCCAACUGGGAGUUUCUGCGACUGUCGCUUCCGGUUACCUGCGCCGCGACGUUUAUCGAUGAACACGAAAAGAUGCGCCGCUGGGAGGAGAUCCGUAUCCGGCAGCACCGGUUGAUGGCCGAAGCCGCCGAGCACCAGACGUCGGCCCACUUUGACCACAUCAUGAAGAGUGGCUUCACGAUGAACGAUCUGAAGGGACUGCAGCGUAACUACUCGGACGAUGCUGCCGAAGCGGACGAGGGAAUGCGCAACGGACCGCAGCGUCCGUCGCGGGUGACCCGCCGUGGAGAAGGACUCAGCCCACCGGGAAUCGAAAUCAACGGCGAGCACAUGUCGGACGGCGAGAACGCAUACUCCGACAACGAGCUGGAGGGAGACGACCGUAAGAAGCGAGGCCGCAGUCCGUUCCGGCUGUUUGGCAAGAAGCGCGAUCAGAGCAAGGACAAGAUCAAGGAACGGCGUACGCCGGAACCGGAACCCCGCAAGGGAGCCGUGCAGCAGCGGGCCGUUGCUCGUAACGCUACGAUGCGUACCUCUACGGCCGAUCUGCGCGGUCAGCAACCGAUGUCUCCGGAGCGUAAGGGUACCAUGGGAGCAGGUUCACCGGUGGAAUCGUUCGGAAACGAAGUGUACGAUGCCGAGUGUCUUAAGCUGAUUAACGAGUACUUCUACGGAGUGCGAAUCUUCCCCGGUCAGGAUCCGACCCACGUGUUCGUCGGUUGGGUGACGACGCAGUACCACGUGCACAGCACGAACUUUAACCAGGACAAGGUGCGACAUGCGUCUAUCUUCGUCGAGGACGAAAACGACAGGACCGUGGAAGUUAUCAACCGCCAGUCGUGCUACAUGGUCCGUGCCGACGAGCUGUUCAACGAAGUUUCCCAGGACGCUUCCGGCAAGGGAGCUUCCCAGGGAAUGUUCAUUGGAUGCUUCGUCGAUACCGCCACCGGCACGAUUCGCUUUACCUGUGAGGGUAAGGAAACUUCGCACGUGUUCCUGAUGGAAUCCGAGACCAAGCUGUUCCCGGCCAUCUUCGUCGAGGCCACUAGCAAGGAAAUCCUACAGAUCGAACUUGGCCGCACGCCAACGACUCUGCCCUUGUCGGCGGCGGUCCUCCCGACCGGUGACAAACAUAUCAAUCCCCAGUUCCCACCGAGGUUGAAGAUCCAGUGCUUGAAACCGCACCAGUGGGCUCGUGUACCGAACACCGCCCUGCAAGUGCACGCCCUCAAGCUGUCCGACAUACGCGGUUGGUCAAUGCUUUGCGAGGAUCCAGUCUCGAUGCUUGCGCUGCACAUCCCUGAAGAGGAUCGCUGCAUCGACAUCCUGGAACUCAUCGAAAUGGAUCGACUGUUAUCGUUCCAUGCGCACACAUUGACGCUGUACUCGGCACUGUGCUACCAGUCCAACUACCGUGCAGCUCACGCUUUGUGUGCCCAUGUCGAUCAGAAGCAGCUGCUUUACGCUAUCCAAUCCGAAUACAUGAGCGGACCGCUGCGUCUAGGCUUCUACGAUCUGCUGAUUGCCCUCCAUCUGGAAUCUCACGCUACUACAAUGGAGGUCUGCAAGAACGAGUUCAUUAUCCCACUGGGACCGGAACUAAAAGAGCUGUACACUGAUCCGGAAAUGUGUCACUCGCUCCGCUCACUGCAAACCCUUUCCGUAAAACCCCAAAUGAACAUGACCGAGAUCGCAUCACCCAAUCCCCCACAAUCGAAUAUGCCAGCCUUAGUAGCACCAGAUUCUUCCAGUGAACCGAUACCGGCAAUUGAUUCGCUUUAUUCGCCAAGAUUCCCUCUCGAAGUGGUGAGAGAGUUUGUGAUGACCGCCUUGAAAGAGGCCGUCGAGAUUAACCAAGUUCACAAUCGCGAUCCGAUUGGUGGAUCCAACGAAAACAUGUUCCUCCCGCUGAUCAAGCUGACCGACAGACUGCUGCUGGUCGGUGUGAUCACCAACGAGGACGUGGAGAAGAUUCUGAUUUUGAUCGAUCCAGAAACGUGGGAUCCGGCGUUCGAGAAGGAAGGUAAGGAUGAGCAUCGCAAGGGUUUGCUUACCAUGAAGAUGGCCGAGGGUGCCAAACUGCAGAUGUGCUACCUGCUGCACCAUCUGUACGACGUCCAGCUGAGACACAGAACCGAGAGUAUCAUCGCGUUUUCCUACGACUACGUUUGCGAUCUGCAGUCGGAUCAGUUGCGCAGAUACAUCGAGAUCAAGAUGUCGGAUCUGCCGAGUGCCGUCGCGGCCAAGAAGACCCGUGAGUUCCGCUGUCCACCGCGCGAGCAAAUGAACGCAAUUCUGUGCUUCAAGAACCUGGAAGGUGAAGACUUGGAAAACUGCUCCUGUGGCCUUGAUCUGCGCGACCGUUUGAUCGAGUUCCACGAUAAGCUUAUGGGUAAGGUAUCGCUGAAUGCGCUGCAGGAACCAGAGGAAGAAUCCACCGAUGCUGCCGAAGACACCAGACCGGGUGCGCUGAAGAAGCUGUACAACUUUAUCAACACCGUAAAGGAGCUGGAAGAAGAUCCCAAAGAACCAGAAGAGGUCGAGAAGAAGACCCCAGAGGAAGUGUUCCGCAAAGUGCUGAUCAAGCAGCUGGUCCAGUGGGCUGAAGAGUCCCAGAUCGAAAAUCCCAAGCUGGUUCGAGAGAUGUUCAGCUUGCUGGUGCGCCAGUAUGACACAAUCGGCGAGUUGAUCAACGCUUUGAGCAAGACCUACGUUAUCAACUCCAAGACAACGGCGGAUGUGGCCAACAUGUGGGUUGGUUUAAGUCAAAUCCGUGCCCUGCUGCCGGUACAGAUGAGCCAAGAGGAGGAGGAGUUGAUGCGCAAGCGGCUGUGGAAGCUCGUAAACAACGCAACCUUCUUCCAGCAUCCGGAUUUGAUCCGUAUUCUGCGUGUGCACGAGAACGUUAUGGCCGUCAUGAUGAACACCCUGGGCCGUCGUGCUCAAGCACAAAGCGACGCUCCGGUGCAGUCCACCGAAGGAGAAGAGGCUGCACCGAAAGAAAAAGACACCUCCCAUCAGAUGGUGGUGGCUUGCUGUCGUUUCCUGUGUUAUUUCUGUAGAACUGGUCGUCAGAACCAGCGUGCCAUGUUUGAUCACUUUGACUUCCUGCUGGAAAACUCCAACAUUUUGCUGUCCCGUCCAAGUCUGCGAGGGUCGACCCCGCUGGACGUGGCCUAUUCCAGUUUGAUGGAGAACACGGAACUGGCGUUGGCACUGCGUGAGCACUACCUGGAGAAGAUUGCCAUCUAUCUGUCUCGUUGUGGUCUCCAGAGCAACUCUGAGCUCAUCGAGCGCGGCUAUCCCGAUCUGGGAUGGGAUCCGGUGGAAGGUGAGCGCUAUCUUGAUUUCUUACGCUUCUGCGUGUGGGUUAAUGGCGAGAGCGUCGAGGAGAACGCCAACUUGGUCAUCCGUCUGUUGAUCCGUCGUCCAGAGUGUCUGGGUCCCGCUCUACGCGGCGAGGGUGAAGGUCUGUUGAAGGCCAUAAUCGAUGCCAACAAGAUGUCCGAGAAGAUUUCCGAGCGUAGAAAGAUGCAGGAUGAGGCAGAAGGAACGAUGAUUGCUGGGCUGAACUUCACACAUCCGCUUCCGGAAGGGGACGAUGACGAGGACUACAUUGACACCGGAGCUGCCAUCCUCAGCUUCUACUGUACGCUGGUGGACCUGUUGGGUCGUUGCGCACCGGAUGCUGCCGUCAUUGAACUGGGCAAGAACGAAUCGCUGCGAGCUCGCGCCAUUCUGCGCUCGUUGGUGCCGCUGGAAGAUCUGCAGGGUGUGCUUAGUUUGAAGUUUACCCUAACCAAUCCGGCCGCUGGAGAAGAACGUCCCAAGUCGGACAUGCCGUCUGGUUUAGUUCCCGGACACAAACAGAGCGUGGUGCUGUUCCUAGAACGCGUGUACGGAAUUGAGGUACAGGAGUUGUUCUUCCGUCUGCUGGAAGAUUCAUUCCUGCCUGAUCUGCGUGCUGCCACCAUGUUGGACCGUAGCGAUGGUUCAGAGAGUGACAUGGCCUUGUCCAUGAACCGCUACAUCGGCAACUCGAUCUUGCCACUACUCAUCAAGCAUAGCAAGUUCUACAACGAAGCUGAAAACUACGCCAGCUUGCUGGACGCAACGCUGCACACGGUCUACCGUAUGUCAAAGAACCGUAUGCUAACCAAGGGUCAACGUGAAGCUGUGUCCGACUUCCUGGUUGCGCUGACCUCUGCCAUGCAUCCAGCUAUGUUGCUAAAACUGCUGCGUAAGCUGACCGUCGACGUUUCCAAGCUGUCCGAGUACACUACGGUGGCUCUGAGACUGCUGACGCUGCACUACGACCGCUGUGCCAAAUACUACGGAACGACUGGCAGUGGCCAGGCUUCCCAGUUCGGAGCAUCCUCCGACGAGGAGAAGCGUCUCACGAUGUUGCUGUUUUCGAACAUCUUCGACUCUCUGAGCAACAUGGAUUAUGAUCCGGAGCUGUUUGGCAAAGCUUUGCCUUGCCUGAUUGCUAUCGGUUGCGCUCUGCCGCCGGACUACAGCUUGUCCAAGAACUCCGACGACGAUCUGUACGGUAAGUGUACGAGCAGCCCGGACCAGCCGCACUACAAUCCACAGCCGAUCGACACCAACAUGGUGCAGCUGACCAACGAUCUGAACCAGAUCGUUCAAAAGUUCAGCGAACACUACCACGACGCUUGGGCAAGCAAGAAAUUGGAGAACGGUUGGAGCUACGGAGAGUCGUGGUCCGAUGCCAACAAGACCCAUCCCCGGCUCAAGCCGUACAACACGCUGAGUGAUUAUGAAAAGGAACGCUACAAGGAUCCAGUCCGCGAAAGCUUGAAGGCCUUGCUGGCACUCAACUGGCGCGUUGAACACUCGGAGGGUGACGUUCCGCUGUCGAAUCGUGGUUCGAUGCGCAGACAGUCCAAGCCAAAUCUUGAAUUGCAGGGAGAUACGGGAUCGCCGUUCAACUACAACCCGCAUCCGGUCGACAUGACCAACCUGACGCUAAGCAGGGAAAUGCAAAACAUGGCCGAACGACUAGCGGAGAACUCGCACGACAUCUGGGCCCAGAAGAAGUUCGACGAGCUGCACCAGUGCGGCGGCGCGAUCCACGCCCAGCUCGUGCCGUACGACCUGCUGACCGACAAGGAGAAACGCAAGGAUCGCGAGCGCUCGCAGGAGUUCCUGAAGUACCUGCAGUACCAGGGACUGAAGCUACACAAACCAUCCCGCGGAAUGACGGAAGAACCGGGAAUGACCGCAGCUGCGAUCGAAGCCCGUUUCGCUUACUCGCUGUUGGAGAAGUUGAUCUCGUACAUUGAUCGUGCCACCAUCAACAUGAAGCUGCUGAAGCCAUCGUCGACUUUCAGCCGGCGAACGUCGUUCAAGACCUGCUCGCGAGACAUCAAGUUCUUCUCGAAGGUGGUGCUUCCGUUGAUUGAGAAGUACUUCUCGUCCAACCGUAACUACUUUAUCGCGAUCGCAACGGCUACCAACAACGUUGGUGCGGCGUCCCUCAAGGAGAAGGAGAUGGUAGCGGCGUUGUUCUGUAAGUUGGCCAGCUUGUUGAGAUAUCGCAUGGCGGCGUUCGGCGCUGAUGUUCGCAUCACCGUACGUUGCCUGCAGGUGCUGGUCAAGAGCAUCGAUGCCAAAUCACUGGUGAAGAACUGUCCAGAGUUUAUCCGUACUUCGAUGUUGACGUUCUUCAACAACACCGCUGAUGAUUUGGGACAGACGAUCUUCAAUCUGCAGGAGGGCAAGUACGAUCGACUGCGUGGAACGCAUCUAAAGACGUCAACCUCGUUGGCGUACGUCAAUCAGGUCAUCUUGCCGAUAUUGACAUCGCUGUUCGAUCACUUGGCCGCGUGUGACUACGGUACGGAUCUGCUGCUGGACGAAAUCCAAGUAGCGUCAUACAAGAUUUUGUCGUCUUUGUACACCCUUGGUACGGACGCCAACUUGACGCGUGAUCGUAAGUAUCUCAAGACCGAGAUCGAGCGUCACAAGCCUGCACUGGGUUCGUGCCUGGGAGCAUUCAGCUCCGUCUUCCCGGUGGCCUUCCUGGAACCGUUUGCCAACAAGCACAAUCCGUUCUCGCUGCUGAAUCGCAUUGCCGACACUUCGCUUGAAGCCCAGGACAUCAUGACCAAGAUGGAGAGCUCGAUGCCGACGCUGGAGACGAUCCUGGCCGAAGUGGAUCACUUUGUCGAGUCGGAGAAGACGUAUCACGAAGCGCAACAUAUCAUUGACGUGAUUUUGCCACUGCUUUGCUCGUAUCUACCGUUCUGGUGGAACCAGGGCCCGGACAAUGUGAGCCCACAGUCUGGCAAUCACGUCACAAUGGUCACUGCCGAUCAUAUGAAUCUUUUGCUGAAGAAUGUGCUCAAGAUGAUCAAGAAGAACAUCGCCAACGAGAACGCACCAUGGAUGACGCGUAUCGCUAGCUUCACCCAGCAGAUCAUCAUCAACAGCAGCGAGGAGCUGCUGAAGGACGUCUUCCUGCCGCUGGCCGAACGUGUCAAGAAGCGCGUCGACAGCAUGUUCCACAAGGAGGAGAGCUUGCGAGGCUUCCUCAAGUCUUCCACCGACGACACGUCCCAGAUUGAGGCCCAGAUCCAGGAGGACUGGCAGCUGCUGGUUCGUGACAUCUACUCGUUCUACCCGCUGCUGAUCAAGUACGUCGACCUGCAGAGGAACCACUGGCUGAAGGACAACAUCGCCGAAGCGGAAGAGCUGUACAACUACGUGGCGGAGAUCUUCAACGUGUGGUCCAAGAGUCAGUACUUCCUGAAGGAGGAGCAGAACUUUAUCUCGGCGAACGAAAUCGACAACAUGGCGCUGAUCAUGCCGACGGCUACCCGACGUACAGCUGCCGUUUCCGGUGACAUGCCAGCAGCCGGAGGAAAGAUGAAGAAGAAGAAGCGUGCUCGAGACAAGAAGCGCGACAAGGACAAGGAGAUUCAGUCCAGCUUGAUGGUGGCCUGUCUCAAGCGUCUGCUACCGGUCGGGUUGAACCUGUUUGCCGGCAAGGAACAGGAACUGGUUCAGCACUGCAAGGAUCGCUACCUCAAGGUAAGAUUCGGGGAAAACCUGCCACACGACCGAUUCUUACAUUUCCGUUCUUUCCUCCAGAAAAUGCAAGAGUACGAGGUGAUCGAGUUUGCGCACACCCAGCUGACGCUGCCCGACAAGCUAGAUCCGGCGGACGAAAUGUCCUGGCAACACUAUCUGUACUCAAAGCUGGGCAAGAAGGAGGACAUUGUCGUGCAGGAGUCGAUCGAAAAGUCGGACAAGAAGCCGGGCAACAAGAUCGAGGAAACGGUCGAGCGAAUCGUCGCCAUGGCCAAGGUCCUGUACGGACUGCACAUGAUUGACCAUCCACAACAACAAAGUAAAAAUGUUUAUAGAAGUUGUGUCUCGAUACAGAGAAAACGAGCGGUUAUUGCUUGUUUCAGACAUGUCUCCUUACAUUCACUGCCAAGACACCGAGCGUGUAACAUCUUCGCCCGGACCUACUCCGAACAAUGGCUCGAGGACGAGAACGUUGGCCAGGAGGUCAUGAUUGAGGACCUUACUCAAACCUUCGAGGAUGCGGAAAAGAAGAAGAAGGAGGAAGAGGAGGAGGAGGGCAAGCCCGACCCGUUGACGCAGCUGGUUACGACCUUCUGCCGCGGAGCGAUGACCGAGCGAAGUGGCGCCCUGCAGGAGGAUCCGCUGUACAUGUCGUACGCGAGCAUCGUGGCCCGAUCGUGCGGUGAAGAGGAAGAAGAAGGUGGUGACGAGGAAGAGGGUGGCGGCGAAGAGGAAGCCGGUCCCAGUAUUCACGAACAAGAAAUGGAGAAGCAGAAGCUGCUCUUCCACCAGGCUCGUCUAGCGAACCGUGGCGUAGCCGAAAUGGUCCUGCUGCACAUCUCCGCCUCGAAGGGAAUCCCGUCGGAUAUGGUGAUGCGUACGCUGCAGCUGGGUAUCGCGAUCCUGCGCGGUGGCAACAUCGACAUCCAGAUGGGCAUGCUGAACCAUCUGAAGGAGAAGAAGGACGUUGGAUUCUUCACGUCCAUCGCCGGUCUUAUGAACUCGUGUAGCGUGCUGGAUCUGGACGCGUUCGAGCGUAACACCAAGGCCGAAGGGUUGGGAGUUGGUGCCGAGGGAGCUGCCGGUGAGAAGAACAUGCACGAUGCUGAGUUUACCUGCGCACUGUUCCGCUUUAUCCAGCUGACUUGCGAGGGUCACAACUUGGACUGGCAGAAUUAUCUGAGAACUCAGGCCGGUAACACGACCACCGUGAACGUGGUCAUCUGCACGGUCGAUUACCUGCUGCGACUGCAGGAAUCCAUCAUGGACUUUUACUGGCACUACUCCAGCAAGGAGCUGAUCGAUCCGGCCGGUAAGGCCAACUUCUUCAAGGCUAUCGGCGUUGCCAGUCAGGUGUUCAACACCCUUACUGAGGUCAUCCAGGGUCCGUGUACGCAGAAUCAGCAAGCACUGGCGCACUCCCGUCUGUGGGAUGCCGUCGGAGGUUUCCUGUUCCUGUUUUCGCACAUGCAGGACAAGCUGUCGAAGCACUCGAGCCAGGUCGAUCUCCUGAAGGAGCUGCUCAAUCUCCAGAAGGACAUGAUCACCAUGAUGCUGUCCAUGCUUGAGGGUAACGUCGUCAACGGUACCAUCGGUAAGCAGAUGGUUGACACUCUGGUCGAGUCGGCCUCCAACGUGGAGCUGAUUCUCAAGUACUUUGACAUGUUCUUGAAGCUGAAGGAUCUUACGUCUACCGCAAGCUUCACGGAAAUCGAUCCCAACGGCGACGGCUGGAUUAUGCCCAAGGACUUCCGCGAUAAAAUGGAACAACAGAAGAGUUACACUCCGGAGGAAAUUGACUUCCUGUUGGCUUGUUGCGAGACGAAUCACGACGGUAAGAUCGACUACAUCGGCUUCGUCGAUCGGUUCCACGAACCAGCCAAGGAAAUCGGCUUCAAUUUGGCUGUGCUGCUGACCAACCUUUCCGAGCACAUGCCCAACGAACCUCGCCUGGCUCGGUUCCUGGAAACUGCCGGCUCGGUGUUGAACUACUUUGAGUCGUUCCUGGGCCGUAUCGAGAUCAUGGGUUCGUCCAAGCGCAUCGAGCGUGUCUACUUCGAGAUCAAGGAGGAGAACAUUGAACAGUGGGAGAAGCCGCAGAUCAAGGAAUCCAAGCGUGCCUUCUUCUACUCGAUCGUCACGGAGGGUGGCGACAAGGAAAAGCUGGAGGCGUUCGUCAACUUCUGCGAGGACGCCAUCUUUGAAAUGACUCACGCUUCCGGGCUCAUGGCCAGCGACGACGACGGAGGAAACGUACGGCGCGAGGCGGCCUUCACGUACAUCAGUGAAGAGGAAGAGGAGCGCGCGGCAAAGGAUCCCGUCAAGCGGACCAUCCAGGCCGUCAAGGACGGUCUGUCCUACUCAUUGUACAUGAUCUCGCCCGCCAACAUCAAGCACCAGAUCGCAGUACUACAGACGAAAUCAUUCCCGGAAAUCAUCGUCGGCUUUUUCAAGAUGAUUUUCUAUGCAUUCUACUACUCUGGCUUUGGCGUGUCGCUUGUCAUCAAGUAUUUGAUCAACGUUCUGAUGUCGCUGAUGCGAGGACCGGCGCACGAAGAGGAAGAGGUGGUGCAGGAGGUGGAAGCGUUGCCUGCACUGCCACCACUGCCACAGGAAGAGCCACCGGGUACGGUGCAAGCCUUCGGGUUGGACAUCAGCAAGGAAGAAAACGGACAGUAUCGCAUACAAGCACACGAAUCACCCGCCCUGAGCCCAUCGUCUUCGGUUGAAGAGACCGGCGAAAGCAGCCCGGAGGACGGUGGACCGGAAGCUGCCGGUACCGGUGAAUCUCCGAUGACACUGGUCGAUCUGUUGGGCGGUGAAGCCGCCAAGCGGGCCGCCCAGGAACGGUCGGAAGCUCAAAAGGCACAGGAAGCGACGCUCGCUAGCAUUGAGGCCGAGUCGAAAAAGACGUCGGCCGAACCGAAGGAACCCGCUGCCGUCACCCAGAUCGACUUCUCCAAGUACUCGAAGAAGGCCGUCAGUUAUCUGGCGAGAAACUUCUACAACCUCAAGUACGUGGCACUUGUGCUGGCGUUCGGAAUCAACUUUAUGCUGCUGUUCUACAAGGUAACGACAUUCGGCGACGAUGAGGAAGCUGCCGAGGGAUCUGGCGAGGAUUUGAUGGGACUGGCAUCGGGAAUGGGCUCUGGACUGGUUGACGCCGUACUGGAAGGCGGUAGCGGCGAAGGAGGUAGCGGGGAAGGUGAAGAGGACGGCGAAGAUCCGCUGGAGAAGGUCGAAGUGGACGAGGACUUCUUCUACAUGGAACACGUGAUGCGUAUUGCCGCCUGCCUGCACAGCUUGGUUUCGCUUUGCAUGCUGAUCGCGUACUACCACCUCAAGGUUCCGCUGGCCAUCUUCAAGCGUGAAAAGGAAAUUGCUCGACGACUGGAAUUCGACGGACUGUUCAUUGCUGAGCAACCCGAGGACGACGAUAUCAAAUCCCACUGGGACAAGCUGGUCAUUUCGGCCAAAACGUUCCCCGUCAACUAUUGGGACAAGUUUGUCAAGAAGAAGGUCCGCGCAAAGUACAGUGAAACGUAUGACUUCGACUCGAUUUCGAACUUGCUCGGCAUGGAAAGAAACGCAUUUGCCGCACAGGAAGGCACCGAGGGUGUUGGCUUCUUCCACUUUAUUGCAAACAUCGACUGGAGAUACCAGAUCUGGAAGGCCGGCGUUACCAUCACGGACAAUGCGUUCCUGUACUCGCUGUGGUACUUUAUCUUCUCGGUUAUGGGCAACUUUAACAACUUCUUCUUUGCCGCUCACUUGCUCGAUGUGGCCGUCGGUUUCAAGACGCUGCGUACGAUCUUGCAGUCCGUAACGCACAACGGCAAGCAGCUGGUGCUGACGGUGAUGCUGCUCACGAUCAUCGUGUACAUCUACACCGUAAUUGCGUUCAACUUCUUCCGUAAGUUCUACAUCCAGGAGGACGACGACGGCGAGGAAGGUGAUCGCAAGUGUCACGACAUGGGCACCUGCUUCGUGUUCCAUCUGUACAAGGGUGUCCGAGCAGGCGGUGGUAUUGGUGACGAAAUUGGCGAUCCGGACGGUGACGAGUACGAAGUGUACCGUAUCCUGUUCGACAUCUCGUUCUUCUUCUUCGUCAUCGUUAUCCUGCUUGCCAUCAUCCAGGGUUUGAUCAUUGACGCUUUCGGUGAGCUUCGUGAUCAGCUGGAGUCGGUCAAGGAGGACAUGGAGUCCAACUGCUUCAUUUGCGGCAUAGGAAAGGACUACUUUGAUAAGGUACCCCACGGGUUCGACACGCACGUGGCCCAGGAGCACAACCUGGCGAAUUACAUGUUCUUCCUUAUGCAUUUAAUCAACAAACCGGACACCGAGUACACCGGCCAGGAGACGUACGUGUGGAACAUGUACCAACAGCGAUGCUGGGACUUCUUCCCGGUCGGUGACUGCUUCAGGAAACAGUACGAAGAUGAACUGGGCGGUGGCGGCAGUAGCUAAUUGCUAAACCUCCAGUAACAACAUAAGCAAAACACCAGCAAAUGUAGAGAUAUAGGGAGACAAACCAAAGAGAUCGUGAGACACAAACGAACACAACCAACCAAACAAUCAGCAGAAAUAGGAGAAAUUUUUUAAAGACAUAUUUCAAAGAACCUUUACAAUAUUGAUCGAAUAUUCCAAAGAAAUCCUCUUUAACUUUGAACCCGCAAUCACUUUUCAACUCUGAAUCACUAACAAAAAGAAAAGAUGUCAAUUUUGAUUCAACUUCGAUAGAUCGUCAUACACAAUCAAACCAAACCAAAUAAAACCGGAAUCAUUAUAGAGCGUAGAAAGACCUCGGUGGAAGAAUUUUGCGAAAACGACCAACCGGAAAAGGGAAACUAUUGUUUAGAGAAAAAACUGUGCGCGCAACGCAACGGAAGCGCGGCGGUAUUCUUUUUUGCGAACGAAAUACAAUGUCUUAGUUUUUGUUGAGAGAGAAAGCAAAAGACAAAAACCAGUCAACAGCACAACAAAGCACUCAGAUUUAACUUUUGAUUUGUUUUAUUUUGGUUACAUUGUUGCUGCCUAUUUCUUUUGAUAGUUUUAAGUUUUCUCUCUUUUAUAUUUUUAAUGAAACUGUUAAAAUACAAAAAAAAAAAUCUAUAAAAAAAAAGCUGCUGGAAGGAGAUCGAAACCCUGGAAGAAUUAAAGAUUUAUGAAAAACUGUAGUUAAUAUCUUACACUUUUUACCUAGUUGGAGAGAUUUUACUAUUAAUAAUAAAACAGAUCGAUUACUUAUGAGUAAAA
Molecule: messenger RNA, 16765 nt
Organism: Culex quinquefasciatus (southern house mosquito)
Lineage: Eukaryota; Metazoa; Arthropoda; Insecta; Diptera; Culicidae
Gene: RyR
Product: ryanodine receptor
Exons: 26
Coding region: 563-15976 (5137 amino acids)
Biological process (GO): intracellular calcium ion homeostasis; calcium ion transmembrane transport
Cellular component (GO): sarcoplasmic reticulum membrane; Z disc; calcium channel complex
Molecular function (GO): protein binding; ryanodine-sensitive calcium-release channel activity
Source: RefSeq, a predicted model, not a curated record